UUGUGUUUUCAUUCCAGGAUAGGAAAGUGAGUCGUGCGUGGACCACUCUUGAGGAUGAUGGUAUCUUAGAGGAUAGGUUGAUUGAGCAUAUGUGGCAAGACAAUAAGGAGCCGAAGGAGAUCUUAGUCAAGCUCAUGGACAAGUUUGAUCUCAUAUGUGACGCUACUGUAGAAGCUCCUGUAGAAGCUCCUGUAGAUGGAGAAGUCACUGAGGUAUCAAAUGAAACAGAGAAGGAAAAGAAAUGCUACUAUGUUCCUUCCAGGCUAAAGGCACAUCGCUCCCCAAAAGAGAUUCCACAGAUCAAAUCUACAGACUUUUAUGUGGACUUCGGGGGCUUCUUACCAGAUGGGCUGUUUCAUCGGUUGAUGACUAGAGCAGUAAGAUGGAAGGGAAAAAGAAAAAGGGAAACAGUCAAACUUUUCUAUCGUCAGAUCCAAAUACCACUUGAUAAUAAGCAUCAAGCCUAUCUAGAGAUGUUACCCCCUCCUGAAGCAACUAUCAAGGUCACUGUAUUCCGAGAAGUGGUUGAUGGUUCUUGGGAUAGCCAUCAACCUCCAGCCCCAAAUGUUGUCAAAAAGGUAAGUAGCUCAACAGGGUGGUUUCAAUUACAACACAAUAGCAAUGAACAAAGACGGAGGCGCAUAACAGUUCUCUGACAUUUAUGAUAUGUGUUCACAAAAUAAUGUUUGUGUUCGAUUGGAAAACUGGUAGCUUGAUUUAGUCUGUCAGCACACAUCUGAGAAAGGUCUCUUAACCAUAGAAUUGAAACUGUCACUGGUAAACAGUUUUAGAUGUGUCAUAGAACAUAUUUCUUAUAGAAAAGAGAAAGUAGAGGUAACUGCAUAUAAGUUGAAUCAGUUGGGACCGCAAAGAAAAAUAUAGUUUGACUUGGGCAAUAAAUGGAAGUGUAAGUAACACAUGAUUUACAUAGGUCCAAGAAAUUUAUUUAACUUACAGAAAAUUUGACAUGUACUUGAGUUAUGCAGAGCUACCUGUAGUUGAUUUCAAUUAAGACAAUAGUAAAGUUAGACCAAAGGCACUUAAACUUGAAUUAGUAAUCAACUACAGUUGAAGGCAGAAUUAACACCAGUUCUAUUUCUGAAAGUCUGGUUAAGUUUAACCAUAUUCUACAUCCACUUUAUGUUGUAACACCAUUUAGCUAUCAAACUGUAACUCUGUGCUUCAUCAAAAUGGUAGACCUUUCUCAUACCUUUCUGUGCCAAUAGGUUUAUAGACAAUUGAAAUUAACUUCCAGGAGAAUAUAAAUGGUUCAUGAUGUAUUUUGGUCUAGAUAUAUUGGAAACAAACCUCAAAAUAAAUGUACUGUUUAUGGAUCAAGAAGAUGAGAGGACCAUUUUUCCCUCCACCCAAAUCGGCAAUGCCUGUUCAUAUGUCCCAGACUUUGUUAGCUUAAGAGACAAU
Messenger RNA from Strongylocentrotus purpuratus (purple sea urchin), 1422 nucleotides. RefSeq lists its product as uncharacterized. The record is from RefSeq and is a predicted model, not a curated record. Lineage: Eukaryota; Metazoa; Echinodermata; Echinoidea; Camarodonta; Strongylocentrotidae. Gene Ontology annotation, molecular function: netrin receptor activity. The coding region runs from base 90 to 656 and encodes 188 amino acids. The transcript has 4 exons. Gene Ontology annotation, biological process: netrin-activated signaling pathway. Gene Ontology annotation, cellular component: membrane.